AUGGGGUUGGACGAGAAGCUCAACCGUCUGCAGCUGCGCGUGCUGCAGACGGCAGACCAGGGCAAGCUCACUGACGGCCAGCGCGCCGUGAUCGAGGGCCUGCCAUCGCCGCGUGGCCACCGCAACCAGCCCCCAUCGCCGCUGAACCGGAGCGCGGCUUCCACGCCACUCGGGCUCGCCGGGCGCGAGAGCGGGAGCGAGGCGCCCCUGCUGCGCGGCGACCCCUUCAUGGCGCCCGACUACUCCUGCGAGGAGGAGGAGGAGGUCUCGAUCGAGACGGCACUCGAGGCGCUCGGGCACGGCACGCUGCAGCGGCGGCUGCUCGGGAUCGCGCUGCUGCUCGAGCUGGGCGCGUUCGCGCAGCCGGCCCUCCUCGCCGCCCUCACCGACCCGCACGCCACGUGCACGCUGCCCGGGGCCGACGGCGCAGCGCAGUCCACCGCCUCUGCCGCCGCCGCCGCCGAUUCGACGGCGCGCGAUUCGACGGCGCGCAGCCUCGUCCUCGCAGCGCUGUGCGGGGCGGUCUUCGGCGGGUGGGCUCUGGGCCGGGCGACCGCGACGGCCGCCGCCGCGAGCGCGCUGUACCUGGAAUGGCUGCCCGCGCGGCACCGCAGUCACACCAACGCCAGCAGCGACAACCGCACCGCCGCCUUCCACCGGCUCUGGGCUGCGAGGCCUGCCGCUACGCUGCUGCUGCAAGGCUUUGUCAGACCACGGGCAGGGCACCAGGCGUUUGAGGAGGCGGCUAGCGAGGGGGCGGAGAGACGGCCCCUCUGGAGCGGCACACGGCACUAG
Emiliania huxleyi CCMP1516 is the source of this 795-nucleotide messenger RNA. RefSeq lists its product as hypothetical. The transcript has 3 exons. Bases 1 to 795 code for a protein of 264 amino acids. NCBI's taxonomy places the organism in Eukaryota, Haptophyta, Isochrysidales, Noelaerhabdaceae. The record is from RefSeq and is a predicted model, not a curated record.